This is a messenger RNA of Dermacentor andersoni, 654 nucleotides long. RefSeq lists its product as uncharacterized. Gene Ontology annotation, biological process: proteolysis. The record is from RefSeq and is a predicted model, not a curated record. Gene Ontology annotation, molecular function: aspartic-type endopeptidase activity. NCBI's taxonomy places the organism in Eukaryota, Metazoa, Arthropoda, Arachnida, Ixodida, Ixodidae.
AUGGACAGAACCACAGGCCAGCAAUACCUGGUGGACACCGGGGCGGAGGCCAGCAUUAUUCCCGCGCAACGUUCCGGCCGAACUACACCGCCGACCUCCUAUCUUCAAGCUGUCAACGGUAGCAGGAUACCUGUUUACAAGUCGCGGUCCCUCACCCUGAACCUUGGCCUGCGCCGCGUGUUCCGUUGGGUUUUCCUCGUCGCUGACGUUCGCCGUGCUCUUAUUGGCGCUGAUUUCCUGGACCACCAUGGACUGCUGGUCGAUGUGAAACGCCAACGCCUGCUGGACACUGCUACGUUGCUCUCUGUUCAUGGCGUCGUUUCCUGUGACUCGCCUAUAGUCGCCCCAGCCACAAUUGCUGGUGAUCCUUUUGCUUGCCUCCUUCAAAAGUUCCCCAACCUCACGCGACCACCCGACUGGACAAAGCACGUACAACAUGAUGUACGUCAUCACAUCCUAACAACUGGUCCACCUGUAUUUGCUCGCCCACGACGACUCGCCCCGGACAAACUCAAGAUUGCCCGAGCAGAGUUCGAACACAUGUUGGAACUUGGAAUCAUACAACCAUCGUCCAGCAGCAGGGCGUCUCCGCUCCAUCUGGUCCCCAAGAAAAAUCAGGUGACUGGAGGCCGUGUCGGGACUACCGAUCCCUGA